Messenger RNA from Magallana angulata, 1893 nucleotides. Its product is annotated as kynurenine 3-monooxygenase-like. Lineage: Eukaryota; Metazoa; Mollusca; Bivalvia; Ostreida; Ostreidae. Gene Ontology annotation, cellular component: mitochondrial outer membrane. Gene Ontology annotation, molecular function: FAD binding; NAD(P)H oxidase H2O2-forming activity; kynurenine 3-monooxygenase activity. The transcript is spliced from 14 exons. The record is from RefSeq and is a predicted model, not a curated record. The coding region runs from base 109 to 1518 and encodes 469 amino acids. Gene Ontology annotation, biological process: NAD+ metabolic process; L-tryptophan catabolic process; quinolinate biosynthetic process.
CACUCAGCCAAUAGAAUUCGGACUCAACGAAGUGCUAUGCGUGUGGGUGAAGGUCGUUAACACACAGACCAAACUGAAACAGAACUGCUGAAAGCUUUUAUAACAGCUAUGUCGGAGAGGAAACCUCAUGUUGUUGUUGUCGGCGGUGGACUGGUUGGUGCUUUGAAUACGUGUUUUCUGGCCAAAAGGGGCUUUAUUGUAGAUCUAUAUGAAAAAAGAAGUGAUAUAAGAAAAGCAGAGCAUGUUAAGGGGCGGAGCAUCAAUCUGGCCCUCUCCACGCGAGGUCGCACUGCAUUGCGUAUGGUAGGAUUGGAGGAUACCGUGCUGGAGAAUGGCAUCCCUAUGCAUGCCCGGAUGAUACAUGACCCGGAUGGAUCAAGACGGCCUAUCUUGUAUGGAAAGGAAGAUCAGUACAUCAUGUCCGUAGAUAGGAGAAGAUUAAAUGAAGUACUUCUGACAGCUGCUGAAAAGAACCCAAAUGUGACCUGUCAUUUUGAACAUAAACUGGUUAGCUGUGAUUUUAAAACGGGAGAAGCGGAGUUCAUUAACAAUGAAGGAAAGAGGAUCAAAAAGACAGUAGACCUAAUUGUGGGUAAUGAUGGAGCUUUCUCAGGUGUGCGUAAAGAGAUGAUGAAAGCCACACUGCUGGAUUACCAGCAACAGUACAUUCCCCAUGGAUAUAUGGAAUUGACAAUCCCUCCAUCUCCCAAAGAUGAAUAUCUGAUGGAAACAAACUAUCUCCACAUAUGGCCAAGGAAUGAAUUCAUGAUGAUCGCCUUACCCAAUCUGGACAAAUCCUUCACAUGCACUCUCUUCAUGCCUUUUGAAAUUUUCAACAGUAUUAAGACAGAGGAGGAUCUUAUGAACUUCUUCAGAGACAAAUUCCCUGAUUCUAUUCCACUGAUGGGAGAAGAAACCCUGAAACAAAUAUUCAUGUCCAGUAAAGCUUUACCCAUGGUAUCCAUAAAGUGCUCACCCUACCAUGUUGAAGACAAAGGACUGAUAAUGGGAGAUGCAGCACAUGCCAUGGUACCAUUCUACGGCCAGGGAAUGAAUGCGGGAUUUGAAGACUGUAUUGCUUUGGAUGAAAUGCUGGACCUAUAUAAGAAUGAUUUUUCCAAGGCUUUGCCGGCAUACUCCGAGACUAGGACAGUGGAUGCUCAUGCUAUCUGUGAUCUGGCCAUGUACAACUAUGUGGAGAUGAGGAAGUCUGUCAAUUCUAAACUCUUCUUGAUGAGAAAAAAGUUGGAUAACUUAUUGUUUACCAUCUUUCCAAAUUCCUGGAUACCGUUAUACACAAUGGUUGCCUUCACCAGAACAAGAUAUCAUUUGUGUAUUGCAAGAAGAAAACAUCAAGAUGAGAUACUGACAAAAGUUCUUAGUGGCGGUAUGAUGGUGUUGCUGGGUGUGUGUGCAUUAUCUGCCCUGAGGAUCUGUAACCAAAGAGGAAUAACAUUCCAAACUCUGACAGACAAAGCAAUGGAACUGUGGGAGUCCUUCCCACCUGUGUACCGGUAACACAAAGAAAGCUCCAUAUCGUUAAAACAGAAAGGAGGAAGAUCUGAACGUUAAUUGCUAAUGUUUUAAAACAAAUUUUAUUUGCUUAUUGUCAUGUGUUUAGUGCUUUUAUUGAUUGAGGACAGUUUCACCAAAGAAUAAAUCAGAUAUAUGAAUCUCUUAUUAAUCAGCUAUCAGUAUAGUAAUUUGUAUAUUUGUGUUUGUUUAGUAUAUACUGUUACCUCAUGUUUAAAGUUUAUUUUUGUAAGAAUUUUUCAAACAUGCUUCACUGUAUGUCAGUUUGUUGUAGACAUGUAAUGUCUUUAAAGUUUUAGUACAUGUAAACUUGUAUUUCUGUAUAUGACUUCCUGGUACAUUAAAUACAUGUAUUUGAUA